CAAAUAUCCGCCCUGCAGUGUUGCCACACGUUGAUACACUAGGUUAUCGAAAUAAACAGCUGAUUUUAGUUUUGUAAUAUAGAGCGUUUGCCGAGUUCAACUUCUAGAGGAAGUCUUUUAAAGCCCCAAUUGACAUACCAUCGAAAAUUCAUUGCUAAACCAUCUGGGAGAUGAGUUUUCCGGACAAGGCGGCGCGCACAAAGUGCUGGAACAACCGGGACGAGUAUUGGAAGUGUCUCGAGGAGCACGCUCCAAAGCACAGUUCUACCAGUGGGGAAAAGAUACCCACCCCCUGCCAGAGUCUUCGCAAAUCAUUUGAGCAAUCCUGCCCCGGUCAAUGGGUAAAGCACUUUGACCGCAAGCGCACUUAUGACCAGUUUAAGGAAAAAAUGGCCCAGGGUUACGAUCCCUUGGAGGAACGUACAAGGGCCGAAAAGCAGGCCAAUUGACCCCCGCCUAGGAUUCUGGGAGUACUGUUGGCCUCCUAAUAUCCGUAUUUGUAUACUGUUUUAUAGUAAAUAAAUAAACUAUCUAAUAACAUAGAUAUAUGACUACGAACAAAAA
This is a messenger RNA of Drosophila yakuba, 564 nucleotides long. RefSeq names its product cytochrome c oxidase assembly factor 6 homolog. Bases 171 to 449 code for a protein of 92 amino acids. The transcript is spliced from 2 exons. Gene Ontology annotation, biological process: respiratory chain complex IV assembly. The record is from RefSeq and is a predicted model, not a curated record. Gene Ontology annotation, cellular component: mitochondrion; respiratory chain complex IV. NCBI's taxonomy places the organism in Eukaryota, Metazoa, Arthropoda, Insecta, Diptera, Drosophilidae.